UCCAUAGUCCAUUUGACCAUUUCUCCUUGCUGUAAUUAUAAUUAUAAUUUCAACAUUUAAGGUCUUCAAAUUAAUCAAAUUAUAUAAUUCUAUUGGUCGGUGGAAGGGGGGAUCCUCUUUGCAAUAAAGGUUAAAGAUCACUGAUAUUACCACAGAAUACAAUGGAUUAAACUUUAAUGAUUAAAACAUUUUAAACAUCAAUAUAAUUACUACUAAAGAUACCACUACAACCAGUAUAACCUAAGAUUUAUUGUUCAGUGUUAUUUAACCUGUGCUACAAUUAUUAUCCAGAGGUUUCUGUAAUACUACUACUACUGUAGGCUUUAACUCUUAACUCGGUCAUUCCAUCUACAAACAGACUUUUUUAUCUAGAAUUUCAUUUAUUAAUAUUGCUUACUGAAACCACACUAUGGAAUAUAGAUACAAUACAAAUAUUUCUGAUUAUAAAUAUUCUGCAUCAAAUUUAAUAUUAACGAGACAACAGCGAGAUUUUUAUGAAAUAAAUGGAUAUUUAGUAAUUCCUAAACUAGUUCCUGAUUAUUUGUUAGACAGAUGCUGCAACCGAUUUAUAGACUUGUGUCAUGGAAGAAUUCCACGGAAUGGAAUAACAAUGAUKAAAGACAUAUCUCGCAUGAAAGCAGGUGAUCAAGGGGAAUAUUUAUUUGGAAAAGCACAGGAUAUUCUUUGGGAUGACGAAUUUUAUGAGUAUGCUAGAUUCCCUAAGAUGUUGGAUUAUAUUGAAAGCUUUAUUGGACCAAAUGUUAUGGCAAUGCAUUCAAUGUUUAUAAACAAACAACCAGAUAUUGGUACCAAUAGUUCUCGCCAUCCAGUUCAUCAAGACCUUCAUUAUUUUCCAUUCCGUCCUGCCAACUUAAUUGUAGCGUCUUGGACAGCAUGUGUUCCAGUUACAGUGAACAAUGGAUGUCUAUAUGUAGUUCCAGGAACACAUACUGGUGAUUUGUAUCCUCAUAAUUAUCCAGAACCCAAAGAUGGAGAAAUAAAUAAAAUGUACCAUGAAGUAAAAAUAAACAAUAAUCACGAUGAUCAUAAAAAAGUGUUUUUGGAAAUGGAGAAAGGUGAUACAGUUUUUUUCCAUCCUUUGUUGCUUCAUGGAUCAGGAAUAAAUAAAACACAAGAUUUUCGAAAAGCAAUUUCUGUUCAUUAUGCUUCAUCCAACUGUUCUUAUAUAGACGUGUCUGGUACAACUCAAGAUAACAUAAAAAAUGAGGUAAUUGAUGUGAUGGCUAAAAAAGGAAUAACAGAUGUUGAUUACACGUUUGCCUGGAAACAUCGUUGUCGACUUAUUCGUGGAGUCAAAGCAAAUUUGUAGUUGUAAUAUAAAUUCUAUUAUUAAAUUAAAAUAUUAAAAUAUUUGGUUCGUGGAUUUUAUGUUAUGUUUACAAAAACU
This is a messenger RNA of Diuraphis noxia (Russian wheat aphid), 1408 nucleotides long. Its product is annotated as phytanoyl-CoA dioxygenase, peroxisomal-like. Gene Ontology annotation, biological process: fatty acid alpha-oxidation. Gene Ontology annotation, molecular function: phytanoyl-CoA dioxygenase activity. The record is from RefSeq and is a predicted model, not a curated record. NCBI's taxonomy places the organism in Eukaryota, Metazoa, Arthropoda, Insecta, Hemiptera, Aphididae.